AUGACAGCUCGUCGUAGAGCACCAAUUCUUGAACAAAUGGAAAAAGCUCUUAGUGUUUGGAUUGACGAUUGCUCAAAUAAACGAAUGCCACUAAACACAAAUAUUAUUAAAAAUAAAGACUUAAAAAUCUACAACUUUUUAAUAGAAAGUGGAGAAUCUGCUACUGAUCCCGAUUUUGUUGCCAGUAAAGGUUGGUUCGACCGUUCCAAAAAACGUUUUUCAUUGCAAAACCUGAAAAUACAAGGAGAGAGCACAUCUGCUGAUAGUGAAGCUGCUAAAAGUAUCCGAAAGAGUUGGAAAAAAUUAUUCAACAGGGUGGAUAUACACCACAUCAGGUUUUUAACGCAGAUGAAACCGGCAUUUGGUGGAAAAAAAAUGCCCAAAAGAACGUUUAUUUCAAAAAAAGAAAAAACUGCACCGGGUGUUAAGGUAGCAAAAGAUAGACUAACACUACUUAUGUGCAGUAACGCCUCAGGUGAUCACGUGGUUAAGCCCAUGCUAGUUUAUAAAUCCCUCAAUCAAAAACUUAAUAAAAACGCUUUACCAGUAUAUUGGGCUGCAAAUAAGAAAGCUUGGGUUACCAUUGACUUAUUUAAGAAAUGGUUCUUAAACUGUCUUCUUCCAAGCGCGGAGAAUCACUCGAAAAAUUUUAGUCACCCAAAUGUUGAAGUAAUAUUUCUACAGCCGAAUACAACUUCAUUACUUCAACCACUAGAUCAAGGUAUUAUAUCUACGUUUAAAUCUUAUUACAUAAGAACAUCUUUGCAAUGGAUUUUGAAUAAAGUUGAAGAUGAUUCUAUCGAUGUCAUGCAGGCUUGGAAACGCUUUACAAUUUUGGACUGUAUUAAUCACAUAUCUUCAUCCAUUAAGAAAUUAAAACCAUCAACAUUGAAUAGUAGUUGUUGGAAAAAUCUAUGGCCAGAGGCAGUUGAAAAGGAUAACUUAAUUGAUCCAGGUCAUAACGAAGUAUUAGAUGCAGUUGUAGAAGUUGCUAAGUCUGUAGGAGGGGAAGGUUUUGACGACAUGAAUGUCGAAGAUAUUCAAGAAUUACUGGUACAAGAAGAAAUUGAUAUGGUAAGUUUGCUGGAAAUGGCAUCAGAAACAAACACAACUGAUUUUGCUGAUGAUGACGAUGAAAACAAUACAGUGCAAGAUGUUACUGUUAUUGUAAAAGAUUUUACUGUAAAAGAAUUAUUGGAAAUACAGUACAAAUUCGAAGACUACAAGAUGUUGGCAGAGAAAAUGAUGAAAGAAGGCGUUGAAAUGUACAAAGAUGAAUUAGUUGCGUUAAAAUUUAAAUGUAGGCAGCUAAAUGAGGAGAUAGAAACUAUUUUGGAGAAGAGCCGCCUGCUGGUUUUGAUUGUUAUUUAG
Messenger RNA from Onthophagus taurus, 1371 nucleotides. The record is from RefSeq and is a predicted model, not a curated record. Lineage: Eukaryota; Metazoa; Arthropoda; Insecta; Coleoptera; Scarabaeidae.